GUUGAAUGGUAUUUUCAUCAUUUGCCGCAGACACACCAUACCAACAACAGUCUGGGAUUUAAAAUGUCGAAUCCGGACCGUUUCUCUCUUUUCCCUCUAUUGCGCAUUGAGAUCCUUUGUGGCUAUCCGUCUCCCCCAUUUUUUGUUUUUCCCUCUUUCUCUUUUUUUUACAUCAAUUCACUAUGGCUGUCGGUAAAAACAAGCGCCUUUCAAAGGGAAAGAAGGGUUUGAAGAAGAAGGUUGUCGAUCCUUUUACUCGUAAAGAUUGGUAUGAUAUCAAGGCUCCUUCCAUGUUCGAUGUUCGUCAAGUGGGUAAGACUUUGGUCAACCGUACUCAAGGUCUCCGUAAUGCCAAUGAUUCUUUGAACGGUCGUGUUGUUGAAGUGUCUCUUGGUGAAUUGGCCAAGGAUGAAUCCCGUGCCUUCCGCAAGAUUCAAUUGAAGGUGGAUGAAGUCCAAGGCAAGAACUUGUUGACCAACUUUUAUGGUAUGGACAUGACCUCUGACAAGCUUCGUUCUAUGGUCAAGAAAUGGCAAUCCACUAUUGAAUGUUAUUUGGAUAUCAAGACUACCGAUGGCUACCUUGUCCGUUUGUUUGUGAUCGCUUUCACUGCCCGUCGUCGUAACCAAGUCAAGAAGACCACCUAUGCCCAAACUGCUCAAAUCCGUGACAUCCGUAAGAAGAUGUUUGAAAUCAUGGCUGAAGAAACCAGUGCUUGUGACUUGAAGGAAUUGGUUACCAAGGUCACCUCUUCUGCUUCUCAAUCUGCUCAAGAUCAUAUUGCUGCUCGUAUUGAAAAGGCUUCUCAAUCCAUCUACCCUCUUCAAAACACUUACAUCCGUAAGGUCAAGAUUCUCAAGGCUCCUAAAUUCGAUGUCUCUCAACUCUUGGCUCUUCAUGGUGGUGCUGCCGCUGCUGCUGAAGAAGUUGGUUCUAAGAUCACCAAGGACUUUGUUGAACCUCCUGUUUUGGAAUCUGUGUAAAUUCAUUUAUUAUUUGAUGUAGUGUAGUAAUUUUUUUUUUUUAUUCUUCUUCUUUUUUGUCAUUAUUUUGUGAUUUUACCUUGAUGGAUUUCUCACAUAUAAAACCAUCUCUGUCUCCCCUCACACACACACAGUAUAUAUUCAUAUUUUCUCAUUAAAAAUAAAAAAAGUUAUUUUUCAAAUAUCCC
Molecule: messenger RNA, 1171 nt
Organism: Halteromyces radiatus
Lineage: Eukaryota; Fungi; Mucoromycota; Mucoromycetes; Mucorales; Cunninghamellaceae
Product: 40S ribosomal protein S1
Exons: 3
Coding region: 183-983 (266 amino acids)
Biological process (GO): translation
Cellular component (GO): cytosol; ribosome
Molecular function (GO): structural constituent of ribosome
Source: RefSeq, a predicted model, not a curated record